UCCUUUUGAACCACAGUCUGGGUUUUCAUAUCAGCUCACAACACUCUGGCAUCCACUCACUCUUCAUUGAUGUACUUUCUCUAGCCCGCUACAACUUUGUUCUACCACGAAAUCAAGCCAGUUUGCCUUCCUUCUCCACCUUUCUUUAGCAGCUCUGCCACCUCUGUCACUCCCACACUUCCUAACCCUAAGUCGAGUCUCGUCCAUUCCGCCCUCGACUCAACGCAUCUUCCACCCCCCCUUAUUACCACAAUGUCGUCCCCCGAAGCAGCCGGCCAAAAUGAUCCCUCCCAGUACCUCGUCUCCUUCGGCCCCGACGCCAACUGCACCCUCGCCUUAUGCCCCGUCGAAGCCUCCCUCCAGGGCUACCGGCCCGCCGUCGGUGUGCAAAUCGCCUUCAUCGCCCUCUUCGGCGUCUCCAUGCUCAUCCACCUGGUCCAAGGCAGCCGCUACCACACCUGGUUCUUCGCCAGCAUGAUGGCGCUCGGCUGCAUCGGCGAGAUGAUUGGUUACGGCGGGCGCAUUUUGCUGUACCAGAACCCCUUCUCCUUUGACGGCUUCAUCAUCGAGAUCUGCUGCAUUACAAUCUCGCCCGUCUUCUUCGCCGCCGCCAUCUACGUCUCGCUCGCCAAGGUCUCGAAUUUUUUGGGCCCCGAAGCUUGCAGGUUUCCGGCCAAGAUAUACGUGUGGGUGUUUGUGCCUUGCGAUAUCGUUAGUUUAAUCUUGCAGGCCGUGGGCGGCGCAUUAUCAUCGAGUUCGGUGGGAAGUGACAAAUCGGGCGAGUACAUCACACUUGCAGGUCUGGCGUUCCAGGUCUUCACUCUUACUGUCUUCAUCGCUAUGGCGUUAGACUACCUCUUCCGCUACAUCUCGUACCGUAAGUCUCAGCGAGUGGAUCAACGCCGGAUCCUCUCGACGCGCCUCGGGAUCUUUGGCGUUUUCUUCUCGGCAUCUAUUCUCUUUAUCCUCAUCCGUUGCUGCUACCGUAUUGCCGAGCUCAGUCAAGGAUACAGUGGGUCAAUCUUCCACGAGGAGGGUCUGUUUAUUGGGCUAGAGUCGGUAAUGGUGAUCCUGGCAGUGUUCGCCUUAAACAUUGCUCAACCAGGCUUCGCAUUCCAGAACCGCACUCAGGAGGCCUAUACAACCUAUGGUAACAAGGUUGAACACGAACCCAGCUCCGAGCAAAAGGCGUCAAAGGUAAGAGAAGCCACCCUGACCCAAGAAUAAAACAAGUUGUAAGACAGGUCGCCAACAGCCCGGCAAACGCAGCAACCUGGCGAUGGAUAUGUUGCCUAUCCGAGGGAUCGGCGCACAUUGGGCUUGUAACAGGGUCUGAAUGGUCUGACGGAGGCUAUCUAAUCGAUGCUGAAGCGGAAUAGUCGUGUAGGCUAGCGGUAAAUGUAGAUUUUCUUUUUUGUAUUAUGUUUUGUCGCUAGCGAAUACACUAGCAUAGCAAGAAAGGCUUAAAUAAAGCCUGAAAUUCAG
Molecule: messenger RNA, 1485 nt
Organism: Talaromyces proteolyticus
Lineage: Eukaryota; Fungi; Ascomycota; Eurotiomycetes; Eurotiales; Trichocomaceae
Product: putative sphingoid long-chain base transporter RSB1
Exons: 2
Coding region: 253-1227 (324 amino acids)
Cellular component (GO): plasma membrane; fungal-type vacuole
Source: RefSeq, a predicted model, not a curated record